Molecule: messenger RNA, 1479 nt
Organism: Malassezia vespertilionis
Lineage: Eukaryota; Fungi; Basidiomycota; Malasseziomycetes; Malasseziales; Malasseziaceae
Exons: 1
Coding region: 1-1479 (492 amino acids)
Biological process (GO): transmembrane transport
Molecular function (GO): transmembrane transporter activity
Source: RefSeq, a predicted model, not a curated record
AUGAGUCCGCUAAAGUCGACCCUCAAGAACAACCUCAAGGAGAAUGGCGAGCAGAUUUGCAAUGCGCGGUACGGUGUCAUUUCGUCCGCGGGCGCACUGAUCAAUGUUAUAUACCCGUUCAUUUCCGGUAUAUUGAUCGACUUUUACGGCCCAUCCCUUGUGUGCAUGCUCUGCAGCAUAUUCGCACUGGUCGGAAACAUUGUGCUCGCAGUAGGAGCACAGCGGGAUUCCUUCACUGUAGUUCUUGGCGGCCAAAUCAUUGCUGGGUUUGGUCUGAUUACGCUGAACUCUUGCAAGUACAGGCUAUAUGCACACUGGUUUUCCGGCUCUGUAAAGUCUGGACCAGGACACAUGGCGCUGGUCAUCGGCUUGGAUAUUGGCGUGAACCGCAUAUACAACACGAUUGGAAAGCAAAGCGCGGUUCCUAUAAUGAACGAUGCGGGCCAGGCAAAUUGGUACUGGGCGUUUUGGUUUGGCGCUAUACUUUGUGCCUUCUCUUUCGUGGUGAAUAUUGCGUAUUUGAUACUCGAGUUCAAACUUCCCGCCAGCCUGCGCGUCAAGACUGGCUACAUGCUGGCACGCGCGGAAGCACGCAAAUCAGGUCUUCUCACCAAGCACAAGUCCGGCUACGUUGUCAUGAAAGAGCAACUACGACAGAUAUGGCGCUCGCUUUACAAUCUACCUGCAGCGUAUUGGCUCAUAUGCUGUACUCAAAUCCUCCAAUCUGGCACGAUUGACGCGUACGCCAGCAAUAGUCCCGAGCUGAUCCAGGUGACUCGUGGCGUAAGUACAGAGGUUGCAGCGUACCAGGGCGGCUUGGACCAGGUGAUUCCUAUUGUUCUUUCACCCGUGUUUGGCUUCUUGAUCGACCAAUUUGGCAAACGACACUACCUGAUCUCGUACACAGCGGCCAUCUACAUUUUGGCGUACGCACUGCUGGCAUAUACCUGGAAUGUAAGUGCGCUUGCGCCCGUGCUGCUUUCCUCACUGGCGCUCUCCAGCAACGAUAUACCCUUUGAAGCUACAAUUCCACUCAUUGUCUCAUCCAAGACAUCUCUGGGCGCCGCGUACGGGGGCUGGGCUGCAUUUUAUUCGUCAGGCACGGUGAUCAUGGACGUCUCGACCGGUGCGAUCCAAAACCACAGUCUUGGAGUAAAGCACGUUGAUCCCAAACACCAGUAUGACGACAUGUUUUAUUUCCUGAUUGCAAUCAAGUGUGUGGGGGUUCUUAAUGGUUUUCUGUAUUUGUAUUUGGACAAGCGUUAUUUGGGCAAUGUGAUGGGUCUCAGUGAACGAGCGCGCAUCGCGAAAGAGGCCAAGGAGCAAAAGGAAAAAAGAAUAGCUGGGCGCAAGGAUGACAAGCUAUUGGUGCACAGGGGCUCGUGGACGAUCGCUGGCGUAUUUAUGUACCUAGCACUGGCCAUCACGUCGUACGUCAUCUUCAUCUACUACUCUGUCGCAAAAGAACGAUGUCGCUAG